AUGAUUGAAGAAAACCACACAAAGAUGGCUGAAUUUAUUUUGGUAGGUUUAGUGGAUAGUCCAAAGAUGGAGCUGCUGUCUUUUAUUGUGAUACUAAUUAUCUAUUUAAUUACACUGACUGGCAAUCUGGGGAUGAUCAUAUUAAUCAGAAUAAGCUCUCAGCUUCAGAGCCCUAUGUAUUUCUUCCUCAGUCAUUUGUCUUUCUUAGAUUUUGGGUAUUCUUCAGCCAUUGCCCCCAAAAUGUUAGCAAACAUACUGGCAGACGAGAAAAGCAUUUCAUAUGCUAAUUGUGCUGCACAGAUGUAUUUUUUCAUUUUCUGUGCAAGUACUGAGUGUAUCCUCUUGGCAGUGAUGGCGUAUGAUCGUUACGUGGCUAUCUGUAAUCCUCUCCUCUAUGUGGUUACCAUGUCCCCCAAAGUGUGUACUGUGAUGGUGGCUGGAUCUUACCUCAUUGGCUUGGUGAAUGCAGUGACACAAACAGCUUCUACCUUUCAGCUCUCUUUUUGUGACUCCCAUGUCAUCAACCAUUUUUUCUGUGAUGUUCCCCCUUUGCUGUCUCUUUCUUGUACUGACACAAGCAUCAACGAAAUGGUGCUCUUUGUUUUUGCAACAAUCCUGGGAAUAUUUACUUCAACAGAAAUUAUGGUGUCGUAUGCAUUCAUCUUGACAGCAAUCCUACGGAUUAAUUCAUCUGAGGGGAAACAAAAGGCUUUUUCAACAUGCGCCUCCCACCUGGCAGCUGUAACCAUCUUCUAUGGAACAACGGUCUUUAUGUACCUGCGCCCAAGUUCCAACUAUGUUCUGGAUCAGGAUAAAUGGGCUUCCGUCUUCUAUACCAUAAUGAUUCCAAUGCUGAAUCCUUUGAUCUAUAGCCUGAGGAACAAGGAAGUCAAAAAUGCCUUGAGAAGGAGGCAGGCACUGGAGAUGGCUUUCUUAAAGGGCAUGAGAUGUUUAUGA
This is a messenger RNA of Pseudonaja textilis, 957 nucleotides long. NCBI's taxonomy places the organism in Eukaryota, Metazoa, Chordata, Lepidosauria, Squamata, Elapidae. The record is from RefSeq and is a predicted model, not a curated record.